AUGGGUUUUAACUUGGAACGUAUUUCUACUGUACCCAACGUCGUAAAGUUGUAUUCUUUAGUAAGUAUUAUAAUUUAUAUUAUACAACUUUGCUUGUGAAUGUAAAUAUUAUAAUUUGUACAAAAAUGAAAAUAUUUAAAAUUUAGUUUGGAGUUGUAGUAAUUAUCUUUUCAAUUGGCUCGGCCCAUGUUCAACCGGCGGGAACGGGUUUUAUUUGGUCGAUAGCUAUAUCAAAUUUGACGUUAGGCCUUGUUCAGGUGAUACUAUUGGGCUUAGAAAUUGAUGUCGUUGUGUUUCCGCCAAGAGGAUUCUUUUCUUGGGCUUUAUUGGUCAGUUUCGUUUAAGAUAUUUAUUCACAGACGGCUUUGAUUUAAGUUAUUUUUUAGCUGUUAGCAAACUUUACUUCUAGUAUUUUUGAAACACAAUUUUUUUAAUAUUUUUAUUUUGUUUAUACAUGGCCUUUUCUGACGGAACCUUUUUUAGGAGUGCAUUGUUUCAAUAUUUUUUGCUAUAACUCAUUUUAUUUCAAUUUGGCUAUGUGCUAGUGCGGCUAACUAUGGGAAUGUAACAGCAUUCACAAUUGCCGGGGUAUGUUGACCGUCAAAAAACGUCGUAUACAAAAUGUAUAGUGUUUAGGUUUAUUAUUAUCUCUACAGAAACAUCUUACUAAAGUUUUGUAAUAUUUAAAGAAACUGUUCACUAUACAAUAUCUGAUUUUUAGCUAUUUUAAAAUUUAUUUUAGAUAUUCUCUUUGAUUGUCUCAUCCUCGCAUGCAUUCAAUACGGUACUGUUUGGCCGAAUUUGGGCUAAUGUCCAACAAAACGGACUUGGUCAAGAUGGUUUACUGAGCGUUGGUAGCACAUCUUACGGGGCUUCCUGA
Molecule: messenger RNA, 880 nt
Organism: Bursaphelenchus okinawaensis
Lineage: Eukaryota; Metazoa; Nematoda; Chromadorea; Rhabditida; Aphelenchoididae
Source: the annotation of a GenBank genome assembly